This is a messenger RNA of Exophiala oligosperma, 513 nucleotides long. RefSeq lists its product as uncharacterized. The record is from RefSeq and is a predicted model, not a curated record. Gene Ontology annotation, molecular function: metal ion binding. The transcript has a single exon. Lineage: Eukaryota; Fungi; Ascomycota; Eurotiomycetes; Chaetothyriales; Herpotrichiellaceae. Bases 1 to 222 code for a protein of 73 amino acids.
AUGAACUUACGAAUGCAAGGCUGCGCUACCUCCGUCAAGCGCUCCGCCAUUGGCGUACCAGGCGAGAAGGCCGUUGACUCCUCCGUCGAAGCACAGUCUGUCACAGUGGUUACAGAUGAUGGCGUGACCUUCAAGGCCAUCUCCCAAGCGAUUCAGGCAUCAGGAAAGGAGGUGCAAGGUGGAGAGGUGAUAUCGGAUGGAGAAGAAAACAAAGCAAACUAGGUCGACAUUGGCAGAACAUGGAGAAUGUUAGGAGGCGAAAAGACCAUUUUCAGUGCUACGUAUCUAUGGCUGGAAAGCUUGAGAGACUGGAAACCUCCUGUCGAGCAGCAAGCAUGGAAGAUCUGCGGACUGGGGUACUCUGAGUGGAUACUGCCUACUGGGGGACGAUCAACGUGCGGACCUAGAUCUUGUUGAGACGACUUCAAAACACCCCGAAGCAACCGAUAUAAGGAAUACUUCACAAUCGUUUGACUACAACAUUGGACUGACUGUAUGCUGAAUGAAUUUCCA